AUGCGAAAUACUUUUGAGCGUCUUCGUGUUGAUGACAAUAAGAAAUUUAAACCGGUUCUAACAGAGGAACGAGGCGUUUCGCCUGACAAACAUUAUGCACAAGUGGUUUCGGCGUUCGAGCAAAGUCUGAACAGUAUAUCACAAAGGCUAAAGAAUUUGACAACCACAACAGCGAGGAAGGACUCAGAGUUACACGAAUUACGCGCCACCAUCGACGCCCUCCGUUGUCAAUCCGGAUUUGGCCUGCACAGCCUUGGGAACCAACAACUACUUGUCACUGGAAACCAAGUAGUGUUGGGUGAGGCAACCACACCUUUCCAGCAAGUACCUCAGCCCGCUUCAGUCCACGUACCUGCGAUAGACGAGACGGUAAACACCCAACCCGAUGGGAAACCAAGCGAUGGUAAUCAGAGAAAGAGCAGUUGGUUCCGCGGUUCCAUAGGAAAAGCAUUCCGUAAAAAGUCGUCACUUCCACCCACAAAACCGGCGACCACUGCCGUCCAGGAUCUGGUUCACAACACGCAGAUUUCCUCGACCAUCAAUCACACAAAUAUGACACAGGUGCACGGCAUUCAUCCGACUCCGAGCGCGUCCAACGCGUUGGAACCAACCAAUCUGGUCUCACAGGUAUCGUCUGGCCGAAUUCAACUAAACGGACUCUCUCCUUCCAAUUCCUCAACGUCUAAUUCGUCUUGGAGUGCAUCCGGACUGGUGCCACAGCCAGAAUGUGGGAAGGCGAUCUGUUCUGCCAGCACACCUUCUGACCCGAAACCCAAUUUGCCAAAUGGAACAACUGUGUUGGUGCAAACGCCAAAGUGUUCCCGACACACCAUUGUACCCAACUACCUGAUCGAUGCAAAUCACACAGCGGACUCUGAAAGCCCAUAUUCUUUGGCCGAAAAUCAAACAGAAAAGCCACACUAUGAGGGGAAGCACGAUGCGAGAAUGCAACAAGCUGAUCAUUCAGUUUAUGAUCAAACGAACAAGCCUCAGGCGGUUUUAUCUCCGAUUUCAUGGCUUGGUUCCAUAAUGGACGAUGCCUUCGCAGACGUGAGCUCAACAGACUCUCCAACCGUCAGACUGCAGGCCGAGCUUAACCGACUUCGUCAACAGCUGAGUGAACGUGAUUUGAAACUGACCGAUGUACAGCUAGAAGCACUGGCGAGUACACAUCAGGUGAAUCAAUUGCGCGAUCAGCUGUCACGAGUGUACGCUGAAAUGCAGCAUCUCCGUUCCGAUAAUGCACGUCUGCAACAGAUGAUGAUGACAACAAAGACGAUGCUGCCAACCAACGCAGUUACCAGUGCAAUUACGGAGACUCUAAAGGUGGAUGGGUGUUUCACUGUCAGCACAGAAACCGAAAAUGAGACAGAUUUCGGUAUGUUCAUCGAAUUUGUACCAACCAACGCAGUUACCAGUGCAAUUUCGGAAGCUCCGAAAGCGGAUGGGUGUCUCACUGUCAGCACAAAAACCGAAAACGAGACAGAUUUCGAUUUCCUUGCUGGGUUGGUCCAAGAGAGGAAUGAGGAAGCUGCCUCAGCUACAAGUAAAUACAGAAAUAAUCGAUAUGCUCGCGUGUACCUACCAGUCCUGCGGUCGACCAGUGACUGUAGUGAGAUCAACCUUGGUACGAUUGACUUAAAUUCCUUCGACAGUUGGUCAGCUAUCGGGCUACAUCUUCUUCGACUGUAUCGCGACUAUAUUAAUCGAAUCGAUCCACGGAACAAACUGUCGAUCCUUGAAGAACGCAUAUCUGUCUACAAGCUACACUAUGGGACCAUCUCCCACGAACACAAAGUUACUGUUUCAGACGAGACUCAGAAGGAGGAACAACUGUUAUCAGACGAUCUUCCUUCAUUCCUACAGGACCUUCCAGCCGGCGUAGCAGAAAUAGAAUUACGAAUGCAGUCCAAACCAAGUGGAUUUGUGGCCUCAAUGAGUAUCGAAUCAUUAAUUUCUUGCCAUACACUUGAAGCUUACUUGGGGUGGUUGGAAAACCAUCACUGCCUGGUGGUUUGUCUAGAAGAUGAAACCCAAAUGGAUUUGACCAGGCUGCUGUUGGAUUGUCUGAAAUGCUCUAGGCGGAUAUCCGAGGAGCAUCACAUCAAGGCGGAAUCCGAAGACGAUUUGACUGAACAGAUUAAACAGUACUUGACAAACCCUGAACAGAGUGAAGAACGUACGUGUAAAACGGAAAAUUCGGGGAUCGCCAUCGUGAUCGAACUUCUGGAGAUGAGCGCUGACCACUUUCAAAAUUUUCUCUGCUGUGUUGGUUGGAAGUCACCGAGCUCAACUGAAAACACAAGUAACAACAGAACAUACAUCAUCGCGAUCUCGACGCCGAAGCCCCCUCCACCAAACAGCAUUGCUGUUGAACUAUCCAGCGCCAUCCCCAAUGCAAAACCGUACCUAUCAUCCCUUGGAUUCUGUUGGGUUUGCACUGAGCAGCAAAGCUACGAAGAUAUGAAAUAUACCCUCCGUCAGUCACUCAGACAACGAAUUAUCCACGUUGUGGUCGAACACUGCGUCCUGGAACAAGCCGGACUGGGACUGGAGCGCAAAAAGUUGAUGCGACGGUUGCUAGGAUGGCUGGAAGAAGUCUGGGAUCGUGUGAAUAAGUUACUCAUGAAAUCACAUCCGAGCGACUCCAGAAGCAAUUUCUUGUCUCCUCAAGUCUUCCGUGAUCUGCCACUUGCCAACACCGAGGACUGGUUCGUAGAAUUUUGGAACCAGAGAGUGAUUCAGAAGAUGCAGCAACUGCGAAGCUCGUUGCAACACAACUCGUCUGACGAAGAUCCGAUUCCAUGGGUUACUUCAACUUGGCCUUGGAUAUCAACCCCACACGCAGAGGAAAUCAAGUCCAGAUUAUUAUUACCAUUGCCCUUCCCAUGCCAGUCCGAUUGAUCCAGUCCCACUUUUACUCAAGCAAUGCGUGCUACUUACAAAUAUACCAGUAGCACGAAUGUAAAAAUGUAUACUACACAACAAAAGGCCUUCACUGUACAGUAUGAAUAUGCGAUGAGAUUCAA
Opisthorchis viverrini is the source of this 3029-nucleotide messenger RNA. RefSeq lists its product as hypothetical. The coding region runs from base 1 to 2904 and encodes 967 amino acids. The transcript has 11 exons. The record is from RefSeq and is a predicted model, not a curated record. Lineage: Eukaryota; Metazoa; Platyhelminthes; Trematoda; Opisthorchiida; Opisthorchiidae. Gene Ontology annotation, biological process: neurogenesis; nervous system development.